Molecule: messenger RNA, 2466 nt
Organism: Lodderomyces elongisporus
Lineage: Eukaryota; Fungi; Ascomycota; Pichiomycetes; Serinales; Debaryomycetaceae
Gene: TPS3
Product: trehalose 6-phosphate synthase/phosphatase complex subunit
Exons: 2
Coding region: 1-2466 (821 amino acids)
Biological process (GO): trehalose biosynthetic process
Cellular component (GO): alpha,alpha-trehalose-phosphate synthase complex (UDP-forming); cytosol
Molecular function (GO): trehalose-phosphatase activity
Source: RefSeq, a predicted model, not a curated record
AUGACAAUCAUCAUUGGAUCAUUAUUCUUGCCGUACACUGUGCACUUUCAAAUUGAUCAAGAUCAAUACGAAAUUCUCCAAAGUGAGAAUAGCUCCAAAUUGGAGAGUUUGCGAAUCUCAACUGUACCGAGUUUCAAAACUGAGGAAGCCAGACCGUCACUUUCCAGUUCGCUUGGCUCAAGUUCAGCCUUGCCAUUGAGUCGCGAGUCAAGAUCCAUUAUUCCAACACUUCCUCAGCAACAAACCAAUUCUAUUUUGGCACCUUCCACACAGAAUCAUGUUGCCGUCGAUAGGAGUUCUACAUCGGCUCGUUCUGAGACCCCAGAAGGUUUCUUCUACACCAAGCGCCCUGGUGGACUCCUGCGUAACCCUACUAGUUCGUCAUAUCCAAACACACCUGUACCUGCUGCACUUCACAAGCCCGCGCCCGAUCGCCAUUACAUUCAACCUAAGCCACGUAUAGGUAAUAUGAAAGUUGAGAGCUCAAUUACUGAUCCAAAGAAACCAGCUGAGCCAUAUGGAUCUCCGGCAUUGAAGAUUAGCCGCUCAUCAACGGGCUUGGCACUUAUGAACGGUGGAGGAACACCGCCAUCAUCAGCAACAGCAGCAGCAGCAUCAUCAUCACCAUUAGCUGUAGGAGGGGCACACUCAGCGGGAUUGCCAGGAGCCGCUGCAACUAGCGCAAGACCUCCAAACUACCGUUCAAACUCUUCGUUCCAAAGAUCAUUGCAAUCUGCAGAAUCAAGCAAGUCGCUGAUUCCACAAUCACAGGCCAAGCUUUCAUCCUCACAAAGAAGCGGCGGCUUUACUUUUCAUGGAAAUGUCAGUACCAACUCGCUUGUCUCCGAAGACAGCCAUGCUCAUUUUGAUGAUAUGGAGAUUGUACCUUCUUCAUUUGAGGAUGAUGAUGAAAACGGAGAUGGUUUAACAGGUUUUGAGCGGAAUUAUAAGAAUUCAGUUUCACAAAAUAGAAGUUUGGCACCAUUUGGCGGGUUUUCCAAUCCAGGUAUUGAACAAAAUCUUUGGAAUGAUGACAAUAUAUUUGACACCGCUGAGUGGUCGAUUGUUGCAUCAGAUGAUGGCAAUGGUUCUUUGACCAAGGCUAUUGACAUUUCUAUUAAAGAUGGCAUUAUCAAUCAAACCAAAUGGGUUGGAUGUAUUGCCAUGCCUAGUGAUACCAUUUCUGAUUCGGUUAAAGAAGAUAUAACAGCUUCAAUGGCUGCAGAGUACAAUUGUGAAGCAGUGUUUCCCGAAGAUUUCACAUUUGAUGGCCAUUACAAGUCAUUUUGUAAACAAAUAUUGUGGCCCACCUUGCAUUACCAAAUACCAGAUGACCCCAAGUCCAAGGCAUUUGAAGAUCACUCAUGGGGUCAUUAUGUGUUGAUGAAUAAGCUCAUUGCUGAUAAGUUGGUGGAUACAUUUAUCAAAGUUAAUGGAGAAGACAACUUUGAUGAUAAUGGGAAUGUGAUUUGGGUCCACGAUUACCACUUGCUUCUUGUUCCCAAAAUGAUCAGAAAAAGACUUCCUAAUGUCAAGAUUGGAUUCUUUUUGCAUGUUUCAUUUCCUUCGUCUGAAGUGUUUAGAUGCUUAGCGCAAAGAACAGAGUUGUUGGAGGGAAUGUUGGGUGCAAACUGUAUCUCAUUCCAGACUAAUGAGUAUGUGCGUCAUUUCUUACAAACAUGCACUUCGUUGUUGAAAGCAAAGACUAGCGAAGGCAGCGUCUUGCAUAAUGGCAAACUUACCUUGGUUAACACCAUUCCUGUUGGUAUUGACUCGCCUUCACUUAGUAAGAUUGUGCAUAGUGAUCUGGUUAGUGAAUGGAGACAACUUAUUCGUGAUAGAUGGGGUAAGCAAAACCUUAUCAUCAGCAGAGAUAAGUUGGACAAGCUCAGAGGAAUAAAACAAAAACUUUUGGCUUACGAGAAGUUUUUGAAACUGAACCCAGAGUUUAUUGAGAAUACUGUUUUGAUUCAAAUAUGUAUUGGUGGAGGUUCGGAUCCACUUUACGAGCUGGAGGUGAUGAAAAUUAUUUCUCGAAUCAAUUCGAUGCCAGAUAACAUGACCAUCAUCCAGCCAGUGGUUUUAUUGAACAAGGACAUUGAGUUUGACCAAUACUUGGCUCUUCAAUGCGAAGCUGAGGUGUUUAUUGUCAGUUCCAUGAGAGAAGGAUUGAAUUUGACGUGUCAUGAAUUCAUCACGGCAACAGAAGACAAAAAAUCUCCUUUGAUUUUGUCUGAAUUUACUGGCUCUUCUUCGUUAUUAUCAUGUGAUGGCGAAGGUGCAUUAUUGAUUAACCCAUGGGAUUUAAAGAAGUUCUCGGAAACAAUCUACGAAGCUUUGACUAUGGACAAACUGGAGAAAGCUAAGCGCUGGGAGAAUUGUCAUGACUUUGUUUUGACUCAAGAUUCAAAGCACUGGGUAUCCGAGUGUCUUGAUAGCAUCAACACAGCUUGGAGUAGAAAAUAG